AUGGCGAUCGAUGACGAUGCGUGCACUAUCUGUGAAGGAGAUCGCUCGACAAAAAAGAACCCAAUCGUAUUUUGUGAUGGUGAAGACUGCAACAUUCCAGUUCACAAAGAUUGCUAUGGCGUAGAUCAGGUACCCGAUGGCGAAUGGUUUUGCCAGAAAUGUGAAAACAAGCGACGCAAUAAGCCAACACGUAUUCGAUGCUGUCCUAUGCAAACAGGUGCAUUCAAGCUGACAACAAAGUCAGGGGAUUUCAUUCAUGUUGUGUGUGCAAGAUGGAACAAGUCUAUCGAUCAUCAACGAGAACCCUACGAUGUGAUCCAGAGUGAGAUCGAUAAACAUGAAUGUUACAAGUGUGGCAACAAACAAGGCAUUUGCAUAAAGUGUGAGGAAGCUUCUUGUACCAGAUAUUUUCAUGUCACUUGUGGUGUCAAUGCCGGGAACAUCACCAUCACCAAAAACAUCCCUGAUGAUUAUUCACCUCGUUGCACUGAACAUCAACCUCAGGACGCAAAUGAUAAACGACCCAAAAAACGCUAUGGUUCUGCACCCACACGCCGACGAAGACGAUUGCUUCAAAAGGAGUUGAUUGAUUCUGAGAGCAGUGAAGGAGAAGAUGAUAUGGAUGAGGAUGACGACCAUGAUGAGGAUCACACUGAAGGCGACAACGAUGAUGAUGAUGAUGACGACGAAGAUGAAGAUAUGGGGACAUCAUCAUCCAUUCGAGGAAAAAAGAGGAGCAAGUCACGAUCCAAUCCAUCCACCAAACGAAGAGCACCCUCCAUUCCAGGACGAAGAAUGCCUGCUGGUCCUUUACAUUUAUUCUUGAGUGAUCAAAGUGAUUCUGAUGAUCAUAUGGGCACCACCGCAGACAACAAAAAAUCACCCGCCAUGACACCCCGCAGUGACUCUUCUUCUGGCAAUGGUCAUUCAUCAUCACCCGCUCUAUCAAUGAAGGAUCGUCUCGAAGCAAAGCGUAGGAAAUCAGAGGUUGAAAAGGCAAAAUCAGCAUCAAUGAAAACCGCCAGUCCUUCACUUGCAUUGGAUACCACAAAGCCAUCAUCAAGUAUGGGAUCAUCAUCACCUAUGACUACUUCUUCUACUGCUGCUGCUGCUGCUCCUCCUCCUCCUAUGACACAAGCUGCUGCUGCCACCACCACCACCACCACUGGAAAUCAACCCAUGUCAUCGCAACCACAACCACCACAGCCACAGCCACCCUCUUCUUCUUCCAAUGGUCAACCACCACAACCGUAUAAGCAAAAGCUUCCCAACAAGGGUCAUUUGAUGCCAAGCCAACGACCUCCCACACCUAAUGGCGGUGGACCAAAACGAUUCGGCAACUACCAUCAACCUAAUACACCAACUGCGCCAUCGGGAUCUGUGAUUAAAAACUUGGAAGAGAUUGAAACGGACAUUUUGGCACAACGUCGCAAUGUACAACCACCAUCAACACCUACAACCCCUGCGGCACCACAGCCAUCUAUACCCCAUGCGAGCACUGCAUUUGACGAUGUUUUGAAUGGUAUUGAACGUCGACAUGCUCAACCGGAUCGCAAGCCUUCAAUAUAUCAAGGACCAAGGAAGUCGACGACGAUAGAUGGUUCCAAUGAUGCUACCGAAUAUCAAAAAUCACUUAUGCGAAACAAGCUUAUGGAGGUGCUUGACGAGUUUUAUCCAGGAUCACAACGAACAGCAGCAGGGCCAACAGUUGCCGAAUUACAACAACGUUUACAAGCGGCCAACCAAGAAAAUCAACGCAUGCGAGAAGAAAACCGACGACUCUAUGAUUUCAAGCGAUGCGUGACGGAUGUGUUUGAAGGACUCCAUGUACGAGCACCAAGCGGGUUAUCCUUGUCAACCGACACAGUGGAAGAAUAUGUAUAUGAGUUACGGUCCAUGUUGCUAAGGAUUGGGUCCCUUCAAGAAAACGACAUGCGACGUAUCACGGAUUAUGUGGAAGAUAUGGUUGGAAGAACAACACAUUAG
Lichtheimia ornata is the source of this 1986-nucleotide messenger RNA. RefSeq lists its product as uncharacterized. Gene Ontology annotation, biological process: regulation of transcription by RNA polymerase II. Lineage: Eukaryota; Fungi; Mucoromycota; Mucoromycetes; Mucorales; Lichtheimiaceae. Bases 1 to 1986 code for a protein of 661 amino acids. The transcript is spliced from 10 exons. The record is from RefSeq and is a predicted model, not a curated record.